Molecule: messenger RNA, 356 nt
Organism: Syzygium oleosum
Lineage: Eukaryota; Viridiplantae; Streptophyta; Magnoliopsida; Myrtales; Myrtaceae
Product: EC protein III-like
Exons: 2
Coding region: 90-356 (88 amino acids)
Molecular function (GO): zinc ion binding
Source: RefSeq, a predicted model, not a curated record
CGCACCCCGCCACCUUCCACGAAGCUCUCUGUAUAUCCCUACGCUCCGGGGAAACGAAGUAGUUCUGCAGCCGUGAGAAAAACCCAGCCAUGUCCGACCUGACCGCCGGAACUUGCGCUCGCGCUGCCGCCUGUAACGACAGGUGUGGCUGCUCUUACCCUUGCACCGGCAGCGCCUCGUGCAGGUGCGCCACCUCGGGCACAGAAGCCGGAGGAAUGGACCCCAAGAAGUGCUCGUGCGGGGACCACUGUGGCUGUAACCCCUGCAGCUGUGGGUCGGCCACUGCUGCAGCCGGGACGGGACGGGCCAACUGCCGGUGCGGACCCGGUUGCACGUGCGUCACUUGCGCCACUUGA